AUGGCGCCGAAAAAGGGGAAGGAGUCUCUUCUGGACCUCUGUAACCGAGCGACCACGUUGGGGAACAGCGUGUCGGUGCGCAUGCUGGAGUAUCUCAGCAGUGUCAAGGAGCCUCCCCAUGGUUUCCGCGAGCUGGCCACAAACUUCCUCGACAUCUGUCGCGUCCUGUGCUCCAUCGAAGCAGGUCUGUCCGAGGCUUCGCGCUCGCACGGUUCAUUCCCCAGUGAUAUGCAACAGGAACUCGACAAAAAGUUUCGCCAGGCCAAUGACGACUUCAUCGUCUUGAACCAGAUGCUGAUCAAGUUCCUCGAGUAUGAGAAGAAGGGCGGCUUGGGCAAGCUCAGGAAAGGUUGGCACAUGAUGUUCGCCGACACUGACAUCCACAAGAUGCGGGACUCGCUGGCGAAGAGCCGCGAUGCCCUGGGCAUGAGCGCCAUGGUCUUCAGAUGGUAUCUCGGCGACGCAAAGGCUGAUGCCUCUGUUGGGAUUGGUUACACGGGUCUGGCUGCCGUCCUCGAGCGCAUGGGGCCCAGCAUCAGGCACACCCCGUCGACUUCUGUCAGGCCUCCUGCUCUUGCGCCUCCUCCUCUUUCAGAAGCACCAGAUCUUCUGCCACCACUCCCGUCUAUUCCGUUGACCGAGCGCACAUCAGACUCCAACUUUCUCUCACGUAUCGGCGAGGAUCCGGAUACCCUGACUGCCAUUCCCCAGAGGCAAAGUUUCAGCCGCCCAGCCCCCAGCACCAGGUCCAGCAAGCUCACGGUCAAUUCCGCCAACAGAGAAAGAGAGAUGCAAAUGAUGAGCAGUGAGAGUUCUCGAACCGAGGUCGUCGGCGAGGACCAUGUCUCGAUCAAAACAGCCGAUUCAUUCGCCCAGAUCGAGGAUAUGAUUCACGAGAUCGGUCUGGACAAGCACUCGUCGCCUAUUGCGCGCGUGAAAGCCGACCCUGCGACUGUCCCGAGAUGGACACCCAAGCAAACCUCGGGAGCCAAUUCUGCCGCCCUCAAAUCGUCGUUGUUGAAUGCUGUUCAACAGAAGAAGCACAAGAUGAUUGAGCAAUUGCUCGACUGCGGUGUCCCUCCUGACGGCGAGGACGGGGUCAACCUUCUCCGAGAGGCCGUUCUUCACCAGGAUGUCGAGACAAUCCGGCUCUUACUCCUCUUUGGAGCCGAUCCCAAUGGCCUGGACAGGCUCAAAUUCAGUCCUCUCUUGUCCGCCACCGAGCUGUCGUUUCUUGAAGCCGCAAAAAUGCUUCUGAAAUAUGGAGCCGACCCCAAUCUUCCCGCCGGCCCAGAGGGAGAAUGCCCCCUCGCUCUGGCCGUCAUGGAGAACAAGCUGGACUUUGUACAGCUGUACCUCACCUACGGUGGAGACACCAACCUCAACACUGCCGAUGGCAAUACGCUUCUCAACAAGGCCAUCAACAAAACCAACCCCAAGAAGUUGGCCGAGCUUCUGGUCGACUACGGCAGUGAUGUGAACGGGAAAAAUGGCGAGGGAGAGACGCCCCUCUUCACAGCGAUCCAGGCGCGCCGGAUCGACAUAAUGAUCUUCCUCCUCGAUCACUCGGCUGAUCCCAACUUGCCUGGGCCCAAGCACUUGUUGUGGCCUUCGAUCUCCCAGCCAAAGGCGCUCCAGCUGCUGCUCUCCAGAGGAGCUGACUACAAAAAGUGUCCCGGGCUUCUGGAACUGGCCACCAGCAUCAACAACCUGGAGUCGGUCACGACAUUGCUCAAAGCUGGGGUCGACCCCAACGCCAAAAAGGAUGGUGUGUACACGCCGCUCUGUUCUGCCAUUCGUGACAAUCGAGGUGAGCUGGUGUCACUGCUCCUGGCCAACGGAGCUGAUCCCAACCUGACGGCAUCGGAAUACCCGACGUUCAAGUGCGUGACUCACGACCGCACGCAUCUGCUUCCGCAGCUUGUCGCGGCGGGCGCGAACCUGCACAAGCCCAAAGGAAUCAUUGAGAAAGCAGUGGCCCAUAACAACAAGGACGCGCUCAUGUACUUGCUCGACCAGCACGUCAGCCCCAAUGACCGGAGCGCUGAAGGGUAUACGCCUCUGACCACGGCAAUUCGCGACGAGAGACUGGACUUUGUCGACAUUCUCCUCGCCAACGGCGCCGACCCAGGGAUCAGAGGUCAGGACUGGCCCAUCUGCAUGGCGGUGAAGAGACCCGAGAUCCUGCGCAAGCUUCUGCCCUCGGUGUCCAACCCCAGAGCAGUCAAAGGGGUGCUGGAGAUGGCCGUGGUCGCCAACCAGCUCGAGAGCAUCAAGUUGUUGCUGAAAGCCGGGGUCAACGUCGAAGACAAGAACGGCGGUGUCUUCUCGCCUCUGACCACGGCCAUCCGAGAGGACCGCAAGGAGAUUGUCCGCUUCCUGCUCGACGAGGCGGGCGCCGACGUCAACGCCCCCGGCGAGCACCUCCCCAUCAUCAAGGCCAUUCGGCGCUUCCGCAACGGCGACACCGAGAUUCUAGAGAUGUUGCUCGCGCGAGGCGCCGACAUCAAUCUCAUGUACCGGGGCUGGAACGCGGUGCUGCAGGCUGUCGAGAACGGCGACGCCAAGAUCCUGAAGCUCCUUGUGGAGAGGGGAGGGGGUGUCGACCUCGAAGCGAGAGACGAGUCGGGGAGGACGGUCAUGGAUAUUGUGAAUGGACGGGGAUGGGACGAGGCUGUGACGAUCCUCCUGGGUGGAUCGGGAGGAGAGAGUCCGUGA
This is a messenger RNA of Fonsecaea nubica, 2718 nucleotides long. RefSeq lists its product as hypothetical. Bases 1 to 2718 code for a protein of 905 amino acids. Gene Ontology annotation, molecular function: protein binding. Lineage: Eukaryota; Fungi; Ascomycota; Eurotiomycetes; Chaetothyriales; Herpotrichiellaceae. The transcript has a single exon. The record is from RefSeq and is a predicted model, not a curated record.